Molecule: messenger RNA, 1795 nt
Organism: Pterocles gutturalis (yellow-throated sandgrouse)
Lineage: Eukaryota; Metazoa; Chordata; Aves; Pterocliformes; Pteroclidae
Product: serine/threonine-protein kinase TNNI3K
Exons: 17
Coding region: 1-1776 (591 amino acids)
Biological process (GO): protein localization to ciliary inversin compartment; protein phosphorylation
Cellular component (GO): ciliary inversin compartment
Molecular function (GO): ATP binding; protein binding; protein kinase activity
Source: RefSeq, a predicted model, not a curated record
AUGGGAAAUUAUAAAUCUAGACCAACCCAGACUUGCACCGAUGAAUGGAAGAAGAAAGUUAGUGAAUCGUACGCUAUAAUCAUAGAACGAUUAGAAGAUGACCUGAAAAUCAAAGAAAAGGAGCUGGCAGAACUGCAGCAUGUUUUUAGCUCUGAUGAAGCCUUCUGCAAAGUCAAUUUAAAUUACCGCACGGAAAAUGGGCUCUCUCUUCUGCAUUUGUGCUGCGUUUGCGGGGGUAACAAAUCACACAUUAGAACUCUCAUGCUGAAAGGACUGCGCCCAUCCAGAUUGACAAGAAAUGGAUUUACAGCCCUGCACUUGGCAGCUUAUAAGGACAGCGCAGAGCUGCUAACGGCGCUGCUGCACGGGGGAGCUGACAUCCAGCAGGUCGGGUACGGAGCUCUGACCGCCCUGCACAUCGCCACCAUCGCCGGUCACCACAAGGCUGUUGACAUUCUUUUGCAGCACGGAGCCUAUGUGAAUGUUCAGGAUGCGGUUUUUUUCACCCCACUGCAUAUUGCUGCCUAUUACGGCCAGGAACAGGUAACCCACCUCUUACUCAAGUUCGGAGCCGAUGUGAAUGCAAGUGGGGAGGUUGGAGACAGACCUCUCCACCUGGCCUCUGCCAAAGGCUUCCUCAACAUCACAAAGCUCUUGAUGGAAGAGGGAAGCAAAGCUGAUGUGAACGCUCAGGACAACGAAGAUCACGUUCCUUUGCACUUCUGCUGUCGCUUUGGACACCAUGAAAUUGUGAAGUUCCUGCUCCAGAGCAGCUUCGAAGUUCAGCCCCACGUGGUGAAUAUCUACGGAGACACACCUUUGCACCUUGCCUGUUACAACGGAAAGUUCGAAGUCGUCAAGGAGAUAAUUCAGCUCUCGGGAACGGAAAGUCUGACUAAAGAAAAUAUAUUCAGUGAGACGGCUUUCCACAGUGCUUGCACCUAUGGAAAGAACAUAGAACUUGUAAAAUUUCUUCUUGACCAGAAUGUUGUGAGCAUCAAUCACCAGGGAAGAGACGGACAUACAGGAUUGCACUGUGCCUGCUACCAUGGCCACAUUCGACUUGUUCAGUUUUUGCUGGAUAACGGAGCUGAUAUGAACCUGGUAGCUUGUGAUCCCAGCAGGUCCAGCGGAGAAAAGGAUGAGCAGACCUGCUUGAUGUGGGCGUAUGAGAAAGGCCAUGAUGCCAUCGUGACCCUUCUGAAGCAUUACAAGAGACCUCAGGAUGAAUCGCCCUGUAAUGAAUACUCGCAGCCUGGAGGAGAUGGUUCCUAUGUGUCAGUUCCAUCCCCUCUGGGAAAGAUUAAAAGCAUGACGAAAGAAAAGGCAGAUGUUCUUCUGCUCCGUGCUGGUUUGCCAUCCCACUUCCACCUUCAGCUCUCCGAAAUAGAGUUCCAUGAGAUUAUCGGCUCAGGGUCUUUUGGAAAAGUAUAUAAGGGACGAUGCAGAAAUAAAAUUGUUGCAAUCAAACGCUAUCGAGCCAAUACCUACUGCUCCAAAUCUGAUGUGGACAUGUUCUGCCGUGAAGUUUCCAUCCUCUGCCGGCUGAACCAUCCCUGUGUCAUCCAGUUUGUGGGAGCGUGCCUCGAUGACCCGAGUCAGUUUGCGAUAGUCACUCAGUACAUUUCUGGAGGAUCGCUCUUCUCCCUGCUUCAUGAACAGAAGAGGACUCUGGAUCUGCAGUCUAAAUUGAUCAUUGCUGUAGAUGUGGCCAAAGGCAUGGAGUACCUCCACAACCUCACACAGCCCAUCAUCCAUCGUGAUUUGAACAGGUAAGGUUCUUUCUUUAAGCACU